Molecule: messenger RNA, 2521 nt
Organism: Parasteatoda tepidariorum (common house spider)
Lineage: Eukaryota; Metazoa; Arthropoda; Arachnida; Araneae; Theridiidae
Product: peptidoglycan-recognition protein 1
Biological process (GO): peptidoglycan catabolic process; innate immune response
Molecular function (GO): N-acetylmuramoyl-L-alanine amidase activity; peptidoglycan binding; zinc ion binding
Source: RefSeq, a predicted model, not a curated record
AUGGAAUUCUUUGAGGAAAAUAGUACUGAUUUAGUGAAAGAUAUUUAUCUCCAAACUGAAAUGUUAAAUAUUCUUUAUAGGAAGCUGACAUUCCAGAAUAAAACAAACAAUUUCAUAGUCAAGUUUCAUAUUGAAACUAUUAUUUUACAAGGUAAAGAUCUCUCAGAACAUUCCAGUCAAGAAUUAUCGCUUGAAGAAUUAAUUAAAAGCUAUAGCCACGAUAAAUCUUUUUCCCAAGCUUGUCUUAUAGUCGGAUUGGAUAUGAAAUUACCAAACACCGAAAAGUUAUUCGAUCAGUCACCUGAGACUGGAGAAGCCUGUAUAGAUGGUAAGAACAUCAUCAUUGUGAGUCAUGGUACUUCAGAAAAUCCAAAGCCAAUGGCUUUCUACUUUGCUUCAUAUGUCACAGCUAUAACUCGAGCUCUGGCAUCCACUGAUAGUGAUAAAGUGUGCCAUUUAAGCUCUUCCGAAAACCCUUUAGUUAUGAUUGAAGAAUACUUUCUCUCUAACCAUAUUGAGCCUUCAUCCUCCUAUGGAAUAUUCUCUGAUUGUUACAUUCGAGAAAUAGAAAAUAGUUUGUUAAACAAAAAAUGCUUGAAGAAAACUCCCUUUUGCACUGGAACCUGUCCUGGAAAUUCGUCUCACUGCCCCACAUGUAUUCCAUCAAGACAGCCAUCAUCGUGUGAGAACUUCUCAAACUGUAGAGCCUUCGUGUGCUCUGCAAGAGGUCUAAAAACUUGCCUAUGCAAAGGAAAGGACGAAUGUAUCACGUGUUGCGUCGACGGAGGCAAAUGCCAAGUGACAGAAAUUCAUGACGUAUAUUUUUGGAGGAGACACAUAUUUUUAGCUUUUCCCGACGGUUCAAAAUGCAGCAGUAAUAGAAGUUGCUACAAUGGUGCAUGCAUUAGAGAAAAAACUGGUCAUUUAACCUGGAUCUGGAAAUAAUGUGAAAUCUCAAAAAUUCCAUGUCACUCUUUUUUUUAAAUGUUAAUUUCAAUUCUUAUAAGUGUAUAUUUCAAUUCUCUUUAUUUGUAUUAGCACACAUUUUAAAAGUACUAUUAUUUCCUCAAAGAGAUAUUUAGAACUAAGUUAAAUUCUGUAUAUAUUUGCAUUCACAUUUAUUAACAGACUAUAAUGAAAACAUAGAUCACUGUUAAACAUAAGAGCAUUAAUGUAUCUAAAUUUUUGGAAUUACAGCACCAAUGAUACAUUUAUUUUCUGUCUACUCGUUGUUCUAAUUAUGCUGUUUUAAUUGUAAUCCCUAAUUCCUCUCAGUUUAUAUCGAGACGGAGGCCCCCAAAACUAACCCGCGAUUUGAAAAUAGAAACAAUUAAAGAAAAUCAAAAAGACAGACGAAUUCACAAUUUCUUAUGUUCCGCUAGAGGACAUGUUUAUUUAUUCUCAACUAGCUUCAGACUAUCUAGAAAACUGAUCAACAGAUGGCGCUGCUAACUGGAAGGAAAAAAACCUUUUUAAAAUAACUACAACACUGUGGUGCUGCAUCAUAGAACCAGGAAAUAUUUUAAUUACCAUGGUCUGAUAUGGAGCCUAAACGUUUCAAUGUUUCCAGUCAGCAGCACCAUCCAUUGACAACCUGCAAAUAAUUUUGAUUGUAACUAAUUUUGAUAUGUAGUAAAAGCAUGUUGAACGAGGCAACAAGCUAUACUACUUUUAUUUAUAUCCUUCCAUUUUUAUUAACUGAUUUUUCAAAUCAUUUUAGGAAGAUUUACUAUGAAGAACCAAUUAACUUGUAAAAUUACUUUUUUUUCGUUAUUUCAUAAACUCUAAUGCCAAAAGAAUUUUCCAAAUUAUUUGUUUGUUGUAUAAUAAUUAUGUACGUCUUUUAUUGUAUAGAUUACAUAUCUGAUUCUGUCCAAAAGUAAGCUUUUAACUUUAAUCUCCUAAUAAAUAUCAUUUAUAAUUUUUUUGCUCUGAUCAAUGUACAUUAAUGCAAUUACCCAAAAUGCGCUAAUUUUCAGGUUGACUUUUUCGAAUUCGUAAAUUUUAGUAUUUAGUAUUUUUCUUCCAUGAAAUAAAUUAGUGUCUUCAAAAAAGAACACUUUUUAAAGCUGCCAAAAUAGAUUGUAAAAUUUAAUAUGCAGCUACAAAACGUGGAACUGCAAUACUCAUUUACCUCUGGUGUGUUACAAGUUUAAUUGCAUGAUGUAUGUAAUAUAAAACGUUAUUUUAGUUUUCAAUCACAAUUUAAGGUUUUUCGAAAUUACCGUUAUCGUGUCAAAUCACGCUCUGUAGCCUAUAAUAUGCUAUUUUGUAUGACUGUUUUGCGCUUCUAAUUGUAAAUUAUGACUGAUUGGUAAAGUUUGGUACAAUAAUUUUCUUUUAAAUGAAAUAAAAUCCUGCCAAGUUGAUGAUUUUUUAUAAAAAAAAGCUUAAUAGUUUAUUUUUAAUAAUCUAGAUUUUUGUCUGUUAUGAGUCCAGAAAAUCUUUUUAGAAAUAUUGUACAUAUAUAGUUGAAAAUAAAGCUUUGCUUAGAGUUAAAGGUAUUAAAACUGUGUUGUUU